Messenger RNA from Eruca vesicaria subsp. sativa (arugula), 414 nucleotides. NCBI's taxonomy places the organism in Eukaryota, Viridiplantae, Streptophyta, Magnoliopsida, Brassicales, Brassicaceae. The record is from the annotation of a GenBank genome assembly.
AUGGGAGUCAUAGCACCUUUAUCAGAGCAACUCACAAAGCCAUUGCCCAAUGCAAUGGUUCUUGUCAACCUCAAGGAACUUUCUGGUGGUGCUUACAUCAAUGUUCUUGGGGCAUAUGCUAGUUUCCUCUGGGAGAUAAAUGAUGAGGACGACGGUGAGGUUGAUGAGUCUUUCGGAGACAGAACUCAGCAAGGAAAAGAAGACUUUCAGCCUGAGGGAGGGGAAAAACGCAGCUCAAGGUUGUCUGAAACGGUAGAUGGAGAAACGCUGUGCAGAUAUGCGAAGGCGUUUUGGAGUAUUAAUGGUGACAAGGAGAAGGCCUUGUUCUAUUUCGAGAAGACCGUUGAAGCCUCUCCAAAUGACAGCAUUAUACUUGGAGAGUACGCUCGGUUCCGAUGGGAAAUCGAAGAAUAA